Messenger RNA from Paraglomus occultum, 360 nucleotides. The record is from the annotation of a GenBank genome assembly. Lineage: Eukaryota; Fungi; Glomeromycota; Glomeromycetes; Paraglomerales; Paraglomeraceae.
AUGUCCUCCCUUAUCCACAAAACACAAGUUGCGGAUGCCUCUGAUGAAACGCUGUUAGGACAAGUAAAUUUACAAAGUACACAGCCGCAAAUAGGAGAGAUUGAUGUUAACACUGGGUUAGAUGGGUUCUUACUUGCGGCGUUGAAGAAUCCAAAAGACAGGCUGUUUUUGUUGAAACUAGAUCGGGAUAUGGAGAGAUUCGUCAAGGAUAAGAGCCGCACACGCCUGGAAUUUCCACCAAUGAACUCUUAUCAGAGAUUGAUUAUCCAUCGCGUUGCUGCAUAUUUUAAACUAUCGCAUGUCGUCGAUACCAGUGGAAAAGCUGUCGUUUUAUAUAAAUCGGCCGAGACGCAAAUGUGA